AAUGGUGUCGUAGUUGAAAUUUUAAUUAUAUUAAAAACUAAAAAAUGGGCUUGUUUAUUAAAUGCAAAAUGACCGAUUAAGAAGAUUGAAAUAAUGUUUUCGGUAUUUAUUAUUUUAAACUGAAAGUGACCGCAAAGGAAAUUUUAAUAAGGUUCAUGAAAUUAACUAGCCAUCGAAAUUAUUUUUUCUUAAUGUUGCAUUUUUAACAUUUCAUCCUGGAAAUGAUGUUUUAAUGUCACCUCUAGUCUUGAUAAAGGCUAUGUUAUGAAGCGUUUGGUUGAAUCCCUUUGUUUCGAACUUGUGAAGUACAAACUGCGGCCUGCCAGUGUUCAGACCAACUCGAUGUUAAUCUAUACGGUUAUAUUUUUUGUGUUCCGCUCAAAAUAUGGCAAGCAAAAAAAAGUCCAAGAUACCACGCAAGAUACCACAAAUAAAACCUUCUAAAUAUGAGGCUUCUGAGGCGAUUCACACUAAUAAGAAAUAUUGGAAUGAAGUGUUCAACGAGUUAGACGAAUGUAAACCUUCCACAGUCAAGGAAAGCCAAAAACUCGCUGAAGUUUUGCCAAAAAAGCUUUACGAACGAGUGUGUGAUAUAUUAGAAAUACCUGCUGUUGAUCUUUAUCAAGAAAAAAGUAAGGAGACUGAAGAUUAUAAAAUUCGAAGACUAAUAAAAGAGCCGUUGCUUUCGUCUAGAAAAAGCCUCUAUAUUAAUAGAGAACUAGAUUCUGAUACCGAUGUAGAGUAUCCUAGUGAUGAAGAAAGUGAAAAAUUUAAACCGAAUGUUCAUCAAGAGUUUCUCAGUAAGCCGGAACGUGAGCAAGUCACGUGGGCCACUCGUUAUCUCCAACCAGAAAAGGAAGAAGAGAAGAGUUUGGUUCGGAAGGCGGAUGACCUUACCGACCGGAUUGCAAAUGACUUUUGUGAGUAUAUGAAGCAGUUGGGAGGCAACCAGCAGUCGCAGCUAUUUAUGCCAAAAGCUAUCAAAGAGCUUUUUCAAAUCGAGUUUGAUACCCACGUUGCUCGUAGUUUGAAGGUAGUGACUAAAGAAUUGCCCUGUGUUGAUGAUAAAAUUGCUACCGUGACGGGACAUCCCGAGAAGUCUGAAUAUGCAGCACUAGAGCGAGAAAUUACACGGGAUAUCAAGGAAGAGAUGAAGCCAGACAUAUACUUGGCGUUCAGUCGCUCAUUCCCCAGGCAAGACCAGUGGAGGGCCCCAAGGAACAACACCAAGGCCUUGUGGAGAUCAGCUCGACACGUGCCCAAAGACUUGGUCACUUUGAAAACGGUUUGGGAUGGCAUCACUAAUUUGAGGAGUGUGAAGGAAUACUGCCGGUGGAUGAUUGAGCACCCUGAACAUCGGCGGGCUCCAUAUCUCAGUAGCCUGGUUAUUUAGAUUCUGCUGUAAGUAAAAGACUACUCGCAAAGGUGGAAAACAUAUUCAACUGUAUAUGAUUACAUCUUUAUCCCUUACGGCGUAGACAGUGCCUUGCGUGGAAAGGCGACGUGAUACCGUAUGGCUUAUGGUGGAAUGGAGAUUAAAAUAGAGACCAUCGCCUUGAAGAAGAACCCUAAGUAUAUAAUCCUGUUAAAAUAGUUAAACCCGCUGAGAGGCUAAAGCGCUAGGAAUAUCCUCUUAAAUAUUUGUAUUUAAAAAACGCCACACAAUAGGUUUUGUUAUUUUUUUAUAAUAGAACGGAAAACUAAAAAGUGAACUAAAUCUUAUAGAUCACUUUUGUCCAUUAUAGGUACUAGUUAAUAAUAACAUAUUGAUAUUUAAAUUAGUUUUUUA
Amyelois transitella is the source of this 1789-nucleotide messenger RNA. RefSeq lists its product as uncharacterized. The record is from RefSeq and is a predicted model, not a curated record. The coding region runs from base 386 to 1393 and encodes 335 amino acids. NCBI's taxonomy places the organism in Eukaryota, Metazoa, Arthropoda, Insecta, Lepidoptera, Pyralidae. The transcript has 10 exons.